Molecule: messenger RNA, 6517 nt
Organism: Pocillopora damicornis (cauliflower coral)
Lineage: Eukaryota; Metazoa; Cnidaria; Anthozoa; Scleractinia; Pocilloporidae
Biological process (GO): regulation of transcription by RNA polymerase II
Cellular component (GO): nucleus
Molecular function (GO): protein dimerization activity; RNA polymerase II cis-regulatory region sequence-specific DNA binding; DNA-binding transcription factor activity, RNA polymerase II-specific
Source: RefSeq, a predicted model, not a curated record
GUAGGUGUAGGAUUUAUUUCUUAAUUUCAACACUAUGUCGAAAAGUUAGAGUCUUUUAGCAAAUAGCCGAUGAAUAAUGUUGAGGAUGCCUGUGCUAGUUAUUUCUCGUCAGCCUUGGAUUGCACUGAGUUUUACAAUUAACUGUUUUGAAGAAAUUCAGACAGUCUCAGGUCGUAGUUGGGAGUGAACAGUUAGGAGAGGCUUAAGAGAGAGGCCUGGGAAGUAUUAAUAAACGAAUACUUUCUGAUUUCAGCACAUGGGUGAUGUGUGUAAUAUCAUGAUCGUUAUUUGUAACCGUCGCGUCUUUGUUGGCCUCUUUCGCUGUGAGAGGAGCUACAUCUCGGUGAAUAAGACUCGAUAAGGAGUACUGAUGGCAUUUCAUUUCUGGGUUAAUUUACUCUGAUACCGAGCCUACGUGAGGCAAUGUGGUCAUCGAUAUCCUUGAAAUGUUCGUGGGUGUUAAAUAUCUUUUUUCUAGAUCUUUCCCUGAAGAACGUGAUUUAUUUUGUAUAAAGAAAUCUAUCGGGUUUUCCAACAGUUUAAUAUCUUGAUAUAAAAUAUGCGCCUGAUAUAAACCUACCUCGGUGCAAUGGAGAAACAAAGCGACAUCUCACUUCACAUCGCUACAGUUUUACUUUCCUUGCUAAAAUAUCAGCGAUUGAGUUUUUACUUCUCAUAACUUCGCUUUGAAAGUUCAACUCCUCUUUCUCCCCUCAUUUUUUGUCCUCCUCUGCCCUGCGAACUAGUUCUAGCAAUUUUGCUUUCUUGAUUUGAAAUUGUCAUUGGAUAAAACAUCAAGCGUAAAUUUCUCAAAACAAACAAGAUUACCUAGCAGAGAAUUAGUGCUAGGGAUGCUAAGGUUGUGCCAGACACGGUCAAUUGCGCUACAGAAAGGACUGGGCUUGAAUGCGCCAUAUUUGGCUGAGGUGGCCACAAUGGUGGACAGUCAAAAUUUGAUUACUUCUUCGAGUUUGUCUUGUGACCAACAGUUUGGGGCGAAAAUCUCCGAAAUGCGACGGAUUACAACUACUUCAUGAUCAUGGAUUCUAGAUAUACCUCUCUUGGCGAACUUGGACAAAGCACUUCGCUUUACACAGCACACAAUCGCGACACAAGUCAAGCAAAUGAUCCUUACAGAAAACGAACUUCAAUCACACUCGAUGAGAACUUGUCCAGGUUGUUCGAGUGCAUGAGGCUGGAAUAUGGAACGGGAGGCUUUCUAAUCUCACCAAAAUGGAAGAACUUCAGAAGCCAGAAGUUACAGUUUGCUGAAAAGACACGAUUGAACAAUGCAAUUUGGAGAUGUUGGCAUAUCCAAUAUUCCAAGGGGAGGCGACCAUUGUUUUGUCAAUUUGUCAAUCCACUUUCUGAGGAAAAGGAGCCCUUUAAGAAGAAACCUUUUGCUGUUAUACUUGAGGGUCGUUAUUGGAGGAGAAAGUUGGAGGCUGUAGCUAGGGAGUACAAAAAACUAAGAAUAUAUUACAAAAAGUGGUCAAAUUCUCCUGUAAAUACCAGUCCACUUUCUCAUUUGAGCCUACGGGCACAGCAGAUUGAUCAAGAGAUUGCUCAGAAGCUAGAGGAAAAAGAGAGAAAAAGAAAGAGGACAAUAAGCUCAGACAGUGGAGAUGAGAACCUCUUCACUAUUCCAGCUGCCCCAGGCAGCAAUGCUCAAGUAGAUCACAUGCUAAAUAUUAUGGACACAGCUUUUAAUGAUGACUUAGCUUUGUCUGCUCUGCCCGACACACUUUUCACUUCUCGUCAAACCAACUUUGGAGGAGCUGUAAUUCCACAAGAAGCCCUUCAACAACAGCCACUGUCUCACAGAGCAAGAGAAGCAUCAGAUGUUUUUCAAGUUCCAACUCUAGAUAGCUUGCAGCCAAAUUUAGACGAAUUUAUGGAGCAUUUUGAAACUCUUACUGGAAUGCUUGUGAAACAAGCUGAACAUGCAGGAAAUCAACCAAGUUACGUACAGCAGGGUGACUACCAUCAGCGCCAGGCCGUUGCUCCUGCCCCACCAAACGCCACAGUGUAUGUGAACCAAGGUGACCCAUAUGAGUCAACUGCAUCAGGACAAGAGGAGGUUAUGGAUCAUUCAGGGGCUUAUGAAUCUGUCACACAAGAAAUGUUCCCAACCCAAACAGUGGACAAUUCUCAGUUGCGUCAACAGGUCAUGCAACCAGAUGGACAAGUACUCAUGGACAUUUCAAGUGCCAAUCCGACAGUGGAAUUCACUUAUGACUACGGGAAUGUGCUGCAAGGAGGAAGCUUCACUUCACAACUUGACCCAAGCAUACAUGUGCAGAACAAGCAGCAGGUUGUUACAUCACCCAGACUAGCUUCCCCUGUUGAACAGCCUCAGCUGCCACCCUACCCAACAUCGCCACCGCAGCAUCAUCAGACUCCGCUGGAGGAAAUUCAGAUUCAAGCUCAACAGCUUCAGUCUCGUGGUAAUAAUGUUCUCUCCCCUACCAACCAGUUUGUUGGUAAUGUGGAUCCCUUUAACACGGCCAGGCAAAUGGAUGCCUCGAGCCAACAGAGGAAGGGGCGGUUGCCUAGGAAUGUGUCUGAUACACAGUUAUAUACAAUGGACUUGUCUCAACUGGGGACAUCUCUCCACACAAAUUUGUUUCCCUCCAUGGAAAGUAAUUUACCACCACAGCUGGAAGCCCCCAAUUUAGCGGCACAUUUGCAGUCCAUACAGCCCCGCACAAGGAUCCCUUCCUUACCAACAGCCUCUAAUGCCAAACGGGUCCGUCUACCGAGAAACAUGUCUGACUCUAAACUGAGCAGUUUAGCGAGCAUGUCUAGAAGUCCGACAUCACCUCCAUCGCUACCCACAGUGCAUUCGUCGGAGAUAGCAAACCAACCGUCACAUCCAGCCCCAAAUCCAACACAUCACUCGGGAAGGAAAAAGAGAGGAGGAUUUCCUCGUAUCAUGUCAGAUUCAUCUUUGUUGAGUUUAGGUCAACAGCCGCACCAACGCUUACCUCCAGCUCCAGCAGCAGCGCCAAGUACAUCGCAGCGCAGACGAAAGAUGUCUACUCCAGAGCAUCUUGGAAACACUGUGGCAGCACUGUCAUCUCAGUCACCAACAUUCGCUAGCACUGCAGAUACACCGCAGUUAACGGGGAGCCUUACUACAAAUGCAAAUCUUUUGGAACAGUUGUUAUUAGCACCUGUGGCUAAUCCAACCCCAGCUGCUUCUGAAUCCUACCAAACAAACAGCUCCGUUUUAGGUCAGCUCCUCACUCAGCCAUCCCCUUCUAAUACUGCAGUGCCCAUGCAAACAAGAGAUACUGGUAAUAUGAGUGGUACACAAGACCCUUCUCUGCUGAAUCAGCUUUACCAGUUGAAACAAGUGUUACAGAAACAAAGCGUCCCAACAGAGCUUGUUAAUGCAUUGAGUACCUUAAGUAACGUAGGAACGACGCAAGCGACUCAGCACAAACAAGAACAGCCGCAGGCUGUUCAACAUAAAACUGCUCCUAUGCAGCCAUCACUUCAGAUGAAACCCCAAAAUCAAAAUGCCAUCACCCAAGCGUUGCAGUCCUUAUUGCGAGCACCGCCCAAUGUAGCUAUUCAACCCACGACGUCCAGCAAACCAACAACACCAGUUAGUAACUUUACUUCACAAUCGCCAUUGCAAGCCGCGUUGAUCACAUCAAACAGCGUACCGGUUCCAACUGUCACCAUCAAGCACACGCCCUCAAAUAAAGUUCCUGUGCCAGCUGUGAAUCAAAAUGUGUUGCCGCAGGCGGCAGUUAUUAUCUCCCCUCAAGGUAAUCUGCAAACUGUCCAAGAUACAACUACUGGACAAAUGGGAGGAGUACCCGAGGUAUCAACCUCAUCCAUGCCGCAGGUAGUGAAUGUUGGACAUCCUACAGCUCAGGGGCAGAGGAUUCUUUUACCAGCGAGUGUUAACCUGAGCACAUUGUCUUUAGCACAGCUAGGUCUUUCACCCGCAACGCUUCAGUCGGUUACUGUUCCUGUACCAUCAAGCGCUGUCAAUAGUUCCUCUCCUCUACAAACAGUUGCGACUAUGAGCGCUGGAGCCAAGAAUUCAAUGGCUGUUGCAGUGUCAACUACUGGUCUUGUGACUGAAUCUCAGGACACAGGAGGAAUGAGGCCAACAAAAACGCCUCCGCCUGCCAAACAGACAAGACCUGUAACUGCAGAACAGCGGGAGCAGUACAAGGAACACAGACGAAUUUCGCACAUAACAGCGGAACAGAAGAGACGUGGUAAUAUUAAAAUGGGCUUCGAUCAGUUGAUGUCACUUGUUCCGUCACUUGCCAGUCAAAGGAAUUCCAAAGUUAGCAAAGCCACAGUUCUGCAGAAAACUGUUGAAUAUACCACCAAGCUGCAGCGGGAGAGACAAACCAUGCAGGAGGAAGCUGACCUGCUCAGAAAACAGAUCCAGGAGCUAAAUGCAUCAAUAAGUAUGUGUCAACAACAGCUUCCGGCCACAGGAGUACCAGUUGCAAGACAGCGUGUUGAUCAAAUGUGGUCCAUGUUUAAUCAGUACGUAAAGACACGAACGCAGGACAACUUCAAGUUCUGGAUAUUCAGCGUACUGAUGCGUCAUCUGUUUGAAGAGUAUAAUAACACGGUGUCUACAGCCAGUGUGGAAGACUUCUGUAGAACAGUUAUUGGGUGGCUUGAACAGCACUGUUCUUUACCCGCACUGAGACCUGCGGCAUUGUCCUCGUUACGCGACCUCAGUAAAGCUACGUCGAUCUUGUCAGACCCGUCGAAAGUUCCUGAGCAGGCGCUGAGAGCUACAGCCAACAGGGAUCCUACAGACCUGUCCGCCAUGAUGGCUCCUCCAGGUGCCAAUGGUGGGGUUCGAAAUGGUGGGGCAGCAGCCGGCUACAGUUGAGAAGGACCUAGACACAUUGUCCCUAGUAAAUAAUGUUCCUUUAGUCUCUGCAAGUGGCAUCUCAACAUUGUUUGUAAAAUUAUCGGCGAGGCUUUCCAUUGACGCUUCUACGAUUCAGAAGGAAACUUCCUUGGUUUAGACACUCACUUCUAACCAGCAGCCACUCAGUUUAUUGCACAACAUCUUUUUAAAAAGUUUGAUGCACUGUGUGGAGAAACUUUUUACGCCAUUCUGUACAUAGUAUUCCCUCUAGGAGACGACCUGCCAAACACGUGACCUGUUAUUGGUCACACUUUGCAUCGGUCUACAUGACCCUGGAAGCCAGGACUCAACUCGAUCCUUUCGAGUAAGGAACAAAAAAAGAUUACAAAAAUAUGCCAGGAAACAUUUUGAAGUGAAACGGACAUGGUACAGAAAGAGCACAGGAAAAUUUGCGUGUUUGCGAAUACGUUUAUAGAUGCGCUUUUUUGGCAUAUGAAUGAUGCUGUAUAUUUAGUGUGAGAAGUAAUGCAGGGGUAUAAUAUUGGUGAGAAAUCGGCCAAUAUGAAAGAGGUUCUUUUUCCAAGCUUGACGUAAUUUUGUUGCUAAUUGAAAUAUGAGUGAUCAAGAGAUAAAUGUGAUGAUUCCUGUAAGUGAAGUCGUAGUUUGUCUUCAAAGAUAAAAAAAAAUACAUAACCUAUAAAUAAACGAAAUGUUGUGUUCAAAACCUGUUAAAGGUCAUUAUUUUCAGAUCUAACUGUUCCUAAUUCCAACACUAGCUAAUAAUAUCCAUAUCUGUACUAGAGAAAAAAGUAUAACUUGUACUAUAAGCUGUUGUCGUCAAAUGACUUUUCCUAUAAUAAGCGAAUACAUUCGACUGCAUCUCUUUGAUAAGCUGAUACUUCCUAAUUCUCUUAUCCAAACUGUCGCUUUUGUAUGCCAUUCUCAACUCUCAGUCCCAGGAGUCUUUCAGUGUUAAGUUUAGGAGGAGGUCUGGAGUCUAGUUUGGCUUGGUUCCUAUUCAAGCCUUACUGCUUCUAUAUUGAUCCAUAAGUUAUCCUGCCAUCUCUAUGGUAUGUACGUUAUGUGUUUAGUUUAAUGUGUAACGACUGGAUUUGCCUUGUACAUUGUAUUUUGCCCCUGUGUUAGUGGUGGGCAGUUGCCCAGGUACUGAUAUUGACGUUAGGCGAACAGUUAGAUCGCUUGACUAAGGCCGAUUAAUCCUUAGAGAAUUUAUAAUGUAGGUAAAUACUAAUAGAAUUUUAAUAGUUCUCUAUCUAGCACUGUAAAUGUAAGUUUUUGAGUGAUAAUUCUUUGUACAUAGGGUAACUUGUUUCAAUCACGUCGACGUUUGCCGAUCAUCUGAGCAAAAGGAAGGACUCCAUAAAUUAACUCAUUAAACUUUCGUGAAAGGCUGUAUUCAACAUGUAAACUGCAGUUCACAAUCUCAAAUCUGUAUUUGUUUUAUAGUCUAUUACGAGAAUACCUCUGUUUGUUCAAUUAUCCAGGUGUAACUAUAUUGUCCAAUGUUUGGCCUCUGUUUAGCUUUGUCACUAAAUUAGCAGUUUUAUACUGAGGAUAUGGUGCAAAUUCAAUUUGCAGUGAGUUGUAAGGUGGAAAAAGGAUUUUUUGCAAAAAUAAACUGCUUUUUUACAACAA